UUGAAACUUUACCCCUGAAGAUGGAUUUUAUAUUCAUUGAUGUAAAUGAUCCGGCUUACUUUGAUUACGUUUGUGCAUAUCAGAUUUUGUACAAACCGACAAUGAUCACAACUUUUGUCGCCUUAAACGUAUAUCCAUGGUCAUUUAUGUGCUGUGCAAAUAGCCAAUUGGACGUUUUAAUCAACAAAUUAGAAAAUAUGAAAGAGCUCAUUAAAAUCACCAAGGCGGAAAGGAGCUGUGACGAGAGCGAUGCCUACGCAAUAAUAUUUAAGGGCUGCGUACUUCAUCAUUCUGCUAUUUUAAGAUUCACAAAGUCGAUGCAAGCGACUUUUAGCGGGCAGAUGUCAUUGAAUCUGUUUGUAAGCGCUUGCAUCAUCGGGACAACUGCCGUUCAAAUCAUUUCAAUCGAGUCGCCCAGACAUAAUAUAACCGAGGUGGUUUGGGUUCUGGUGUAUUUAUCCAUCAUCAUAGGGAACCUUUUUGUCGAAUGCUAUUUUGGGAACAGUAUUACACACAAGAGCUUAAAGAUUCCAACAAUAGUAUUCGCUGGGCCGUGGGUUGACCUGCCCAUAAAGAUGAAGCGAAACCUGGUGAUAUUCAUAGCUAAAGCUCAGCAACCCAUCGUCCUGACAGCAGCCAAACUCGUUCCUGUUUCAAUGCAGACAUUUACCACGGUAAUGAACUGGACGUACAAAGGCUUUGCAGUUAUGAAUCAAAUGAAGAAAUAA
Messenger RNA from Ostrinia nubilalis (European corn borer), 728 nucleotides. RefSeq names its product odorant receptor 49a-like. Gene Ontology annotation, biological process: sensory perception of smell; detection of chemical stimulus involved in sensory perception of smell. NCBI's taxonomy places the organism in Eukaryota, Metazoa, Arthropoda, Insecta, Lepidoptera, Crambidae. The coding region runs from base 21 to 728 and encodes 235 amino acids. Gene Ontology annotation, molecular function: odorant binding; olfactory receptor activity. The record is from RefSeq and is a predicted model, not a curated record. The transcript is spliced from 7 exons. Gene Ontology annotation, cellular component: plasma membrane.